Andrographis paniculata is the source of this 776-nucleotide messenger RNA. Its product is annotated as F-box protein At2g02240-like. The transcript has 3 exons. Gene Ontology annotation, molecular function: protein binding. Lineage: Eukaryota; Viridiplantae; Streptophyta; Magnoliopsida; Lamiales; Acanthaceae. The coding region runs from base 24 to 776 and encodes 250 amino acids. The record is from RefSeq and is a predicted model, not a curated record.
GAGAGAGAGGGAGGGAGAGAGAGAUGGGGAAUCCUUUCGAGAAGGUGCCGGAGGGAUGCAUAUCAGAGAUUCUGUCAUUGACGUCUGCUUGGGAUGCUUCUCGGUCGUCCCUCAUUUCCAAAGCCUUCAAAUCGGCGGCCGACUCCGACGCUGUCUGGAACAGAUUCUUGCCGCAGGAUUGGCCGGAGAUAUUGUCCAGAGCCGAUUCCGCCGCCGUCAUCAACUACCGCACCAAAAAGGACCUCUUCUUUACUCUCUCCCACAACUUUCUUCUCAUAGACGGAGCCAAACUGAGCUUUUGUCUUGAUAGAAGAAAUGGGAAGAAAUGUUAUCUAAUUGGGGCAAGAGAAUUGCUCAUUUCUUGGAAAAAUUGUUGGUACUUUGCUCCACACCCAAAUUCCAGGUUUAGUGAGGCGGCAUGGCUAAAAUCCAUAGGGUGGAUUCACAUACAAGGGAGAAUAAGAAGUGAGGCCCUGUCACAAAACACAACUUAUGCAGCAUACUUGGUGUUUUGGCAUCAAACUAAGGAAGCCCUCAAGUCAUCCAACACUAUAGUAAGAUUCCUUGAUCAUCAUGGCACCACUGAGCACUUAGCAUCACAAGAAACUGGCAAAAUCGGGCACCAGAGACGCGACGGCUGGAUGGAGAUCGAAAUGGGCAAGUUCUACAAUGCCUACCAUCGCUACGAUGAAGUUGAAGUCUGGUUGAUCGAGAUCAAUAGCCCACAUGGAAAGUCGGGGCUCAUCGUUGAAGGCAUUGAGUUUAGACCUGUCUAG